UACGGGGACGGUUAGCGGCUGUGGCGUCCGUCAGUAGCGGGGCUCUGGAGGCUGUCACUCGGCUGCAGCGGCGGGGCUCGAGCCGUGACCGGGGAGAAGGAGCAGCAGAAGCGUGGUGGUUGUUUACCACGCACGUGGAUGCCACCAGAAAGAGGAGUUGCUGGACGCUGUGGAGCAUGAACCAUGACCUCGGUGGUGCUGGUUGACUCUGGUGGAGCUGUGGUGAAAUACGUUGUAGCAGAAGAAGACCUCCAGCAGCUGGAGGAUGUGGAGGAAGAGGCCGAUAUGGAGCAGGAAGGAGAGGUGGAGGGCGAGUGUGAAGCCGAGGAGGCGUGUGACGAAAGGCAAAAAGCUGACGAGCGCCCAACGGUCUUAGUGAAGGAGCUUCCUGGCGUCAUGGCCGUGGACCAAGGUUACUCGGCCCAGGUGUGGAUGUGUGGAGAUGAGGAGUACAUCAUGCAGGAGGUGGAGAUGGAAGGAGAAGGAGUGGAAGCUUCUGUUCAUGGCACCAGCAUCCACUGCUCUGAUAAAACGAUUGAGGCCGCAGAGGCUCUGCUUCGCAUGGACUCACCGUCCAGCCUCAAAGAGGAACGUAGCCCAGAAGCUUUUAUUCCACAAUGUGAAGUGACACCAGACUUCCUCCACGCCGCCAUGAGGCCUGACAUGAUAUCGGAGGUGGAGAUCUCGACUGAAGACUGCUACGAGGAGGAAGAUGAGAUCGGCACCUUGAUGGAAGACCCAGAGCCUGACAGCGAGCCUGUUAGAAAAAGGCGAGCUGGACGCAAACUGAAGACGCAUCAGGCAACUAUUUCCAACGGUUCCCCAGAUCUGGGCAUCAGGAAGAAGCCAAGAGAAGGCAAAGCAGGGAAUACCACGUACCUGUGGGAGUUUCUGCUGGAUCUCCUCCAGGAUAAGAACACCUGUCCCAGGUACAUCAAGUGGACACAGAGGGAGAAGGGCAUCUUUAAACUCGUUGACUCUAAGGCCGUGUCCAAGCUUUGGGGCAGACACAAGAACAAGCCAGACAUGAACUACGAGACCAUGGGUCGAGCUCUCAGAUAUUAUUACCAGCGUGGCAUCUUGGCCAAAGUGGAGGGCCAGAGGCUGGUUUACCAGUUCAAAGACAUGCCCAAAAACAUUGUCAUAAUCGACGAUGACAAGGCAGACAUGUCCUCCCCUGAAGAUCUGAUGAGUUCGGGUGCGGCAGCAUCUUAUGAGCGUGUGCAUCCUCCGUCUGACAUGCUGGUCCAGGCCACUGAUCGGCCGCCUAUGAGGAAGCCCAACAUCUUGCGAGGUUCUAACAAAACCAACGUAGUCCAAACCUCCACGGGCAGCAAAGUGGCACCAGCAGGCGGACCUGUGGUGACGGCUGCAGCACCGAGGAUAGUUGCAGUUUCUGCAGAAUCCGAUGGGGUCCAGUCCCAGCAGACUCACACGACCGUGAUUUCAAACGCAUCAGCACCAAGGACGGUGCGAGUGGCGAUGCACAUGCCAGUUGUUAUGACGACGUCGCUGGGUCAGAAGAUUCCCACGGUUGCUGUGCAGCAGCCUGCUGGAAUGACGGGGGUGGCCAGCCCCACCACCCUCCUCACCAACACGUCCGCGAUCGGCACCAACACCAACUCACAACAGAAGGUUGUGAUCCAGACAAUCCCCACCAUAGUCCCGGCCACAGCGGAGAACGGAGACAAGAUCACCGUCCAGCUCGCCAAGAUCAUCACCAUCCCAGCUCACCAGUUGGCCCAGCUCCAGACCUCCGCAGGAACCAACAAAGCCGGCGUAACCGCCACGCCGACGGGCCUCAGUCUCUUAGGCAGCCCCCUGGCGGUCCGCGCCCUGACGCCGGUCAGCAUCGCCCCGGGGUCGCAGGUGAUGAGGCUCACUGUGCCGACGCAGGCGCAGCCACAGACUCUCGUGGUGUCGCAGUCAGGAAGUGUCAGCUGCGCGCCGACUGUGUCAACGGCCAAUCAGAUGGCAGUGUCGGCGGCGCCUCGCAUCAUCGGCGGGGUCAUCAACGGCUCGGAGCUAGUGCUCGGAGGAGCUGGAGGCGUCACUCUGGACAAGCUUAAGGCUAUGGGCAUCCAGGUCCAGGCUGUGCAGGUACCGGUAAUGGUCCAGCAGAACCAGGCGAACCCCAAGACUGUUCUGAACUUGAAAUCAGAAGCCGUGGACUCGGACGCGGUCGUAAAACUGGACGCACUGAACGCAACAAAGACAGAAGAACCCGAGUGUUAAAACGAAAAGUAGUUUGUACUUUUCUGUUUUUAUGAACAGCAGCAGUCUGCAAGACUUGACUCCCGAAGGUCUUCUUAGUCCUGAAAGUGUCUUUACUCCCCCCCGUCGCUGCCUAGAACUUUACUGGACAACGCCGGUGUCCUUCAGAACCUCAACAGAACCUCCUUAAGGUGCCCAAAUCCCUAAAUACACAAAGACUUUUAAAGGGAUUCAUUUUAGGAAAACUAAGGGACCAAACUGAAGCACUACAGAAAAGACAAAACUGCAGAACUUCAACACUACGAACAUAAAAACGAUUGCAACCAAAACUUUAAAAAAAAAGAGGGGGGGGGGGGGGAGUCUUUUUGUAAAUCUCAAAUG
Messenger RNA from Nematolebias whitei (Rio pearlfish), 2595 nucleotides. Its product is annotated as ETS-related transcription factor Elf-2. Gene Ontology annotation, molecular function: DNA-binding transcription factor activity, RNA polymerase II-specific; sequence-specific DNA binding. Gene Ontology annotation, biological process: cell differentiation; regulation of transcription by RNA polymerase II. The coding region runs from base 184 to 2235 and encodes 683 amino acids. NCBI's taxonomy places the organism in Eukaryota, Metazoa, Chordata, Actinopteri, Cyprinodontiformes, Rivulidae. The record is from RefSeq and is a predicted model, not a curated record. The transcript is spliced from 10 exons. Gene Ontology annotation, cellular component: nucleus.